AUGGAACUGACCACAGCUUUGCCAUUGCUGCAGUGGUACGAGCCAACGGCAGACAAUGACCUCCAGUACUGGGGCCUGGACUAUCCUCCACUGAUGGCUUUUCACUCCUGGUUGCUGGGGACCAUUGGACACCAGGUGGAUCCCACCUGUUUCGCGCUUCACACCAGUCGAGGGCACGAGAGCUUGCAGUGUAAGGCCUUCUUGCGGUCCUCUGUGAUGGUUUCUGACCUCCUGAUCUAUUUGCCAGGAGCGGUGUAUGCGGCCAAGAGCUUUGCUGAAGCAUGGCAGCCCUUGGCUCUGUUCUUGUGGCUACUGCCACCUCUGGUCAUCAUAGACCAUGGGCAUUUCCAAUACAACUGCGUUUGUUUGGGCCUCUCUUUGGCAGCUGCUGGCUGCGUUGCCCAGAAACGUAUCGUGCCAGCCAGUGUUCUGUUUACGCUUGCCUUGCUGUACAAGCAAAUAUCUCUGUACUAUGCUCCCGCCUUUUUCUUUGGGAUUCUGUCGCAGUGCCUCCGCCCCUUUGCCUUCGACCGCGCGGUCUUGGGAGUUGCAUCUGCUGGAGCUGCUGUGAUUUGUACAAUCCUGCUGCUAUUUGGGCCUUGGUUAUUGACGCAGCAACCUUUGCCAGCUGUGCUGCAAGUUCUCCACCGCAUGUUUCCUUUUGCACGAGGUUUGUACGAAGAUAAGGUGGCAAAUUUUUGGUGUUCGAUUUCAGUCGUCUUCAAGGUGCAGCGGCUGGUGCCAACUGGGCGACUGCCACUACUCUGUGCGUCGACAACUUUAGUGUCUCUCCUGCCUUCUGCGUUCUGUACACUGCGGCGCAAAGCAGGGCCAGGCGCAUUUGCUGCAGCACUCUUUACGUCUUCAAUGUCCUUUUUUCUCUUUGCUUUUCAGGUCCAUGAAAAAGGGGUACUCUUUCCAAGUCUGGCCGUGUGCUUACUUCCUCCCGCUUUGGCAAAAGAGUGGAGACAGUGGAGACCUCUAAGAUCUUCAGCUGGGAUUCCUUGGAUUCUGGCUGUGCACUUUCAGCUAGUGAGUCUCUUCUCUAUGUAUCCACUGAUGGUAAAGGAUGACCUUUGCCCAGCAUACUUUCUGAGCAUCCUGUGCUUACUAGCAGUUCUGAUAGUACUCUGCGAGCGUUCUCCAAAUCCUCCAAAUACUGCAUGCAGAUCCCUCUUGCUUGUCACUGUGCUGGUGGGGGUCCUGUUGCACUUCCUGCAUGCAGUGGUGCCACCCCCUCAGCGGUACCCAGAUAUCUGGACGCUGCUCAUCACCGGCGUGAGCUGCGGUGCCACAUCUGGUUUUAUACAUGCUACAGUGCUUGCAACAGCUCUUAGUCUUGAAAGCAGUGAGACUGGAGCGCUGGCUGAUGUCAUUGACAUAUCCGCAAAUGAAGAGUCUGGGCAGUCGACCACAUGGUGGCGAUUCCAAGCUUUCUUAUUAGCUGGUUCCCAUGUGAUGCUUUUCGCCGUGGCGAACUGGUUCUUUGCAAAACUUCUGUACCGCGACUACGAGGUGAAGCAGAGAUACAUCCAGUUUCUUUUUGCAGCAACCUUUGCCGCUUCCUCAUCUAUGUUUCAGUUGAUGCUGGCGACCAUGGCUGGUUUGUUUGAUGCAGAUGUCCGUGCAUUUGCAUGGAAGGUAGACCACUGGACCUUAAUCUGGCUCUCAUACGUGGUGUUGCCGGCAUCUUUCGUUUGGACAGCGGUGAGGUCGAUUUGCUACGGCUCUCAUCGAUUAGCACUAGCCUCGGCGCUGCUCUCAUUGCCACCUUUUUGGUACGCAAUCUACUUGUCUGGAAAGUUGAUUCACAUUGAUUCUGUGAACUUCUCGGCCGACCUUCUCGUAGCUCGUAUAGGUGUACUAGGUAUUACAGUGGUGGCAACGCUGAGUGGAUUUGGGGCUGUGAAUUUUCCCUUUCAGAGUAUGCACUCGUUCCUUCGACCGGUCACACAGCAACAGGUCGCCGACGUAGAGCAACGCUUGUUGAGGACCAUGAGACUCAUAGCUGCUCGAAAGCGGCAAGAACUCAACCUAAAACAAGAAGAGACUCGUGCCAAACGAGAGGAGCCCAUCUCCAUUGUUGGACGGGUGGCACAGUUUGUUCAAAACCCGAGCUUUUUCACAUUGGGAAUUGGCGGAAUUGGUUCGUUUGGCACUUCACCAUCCGCAACCCGGAAGCAACUGGCCACAGAAAUCCAGGCUCUAGAGGCCUUUAGUCGUGAGCUUUUUCUGGAGCUCGAUGAACUCAUUCAAGCUCGUUUGUGUGAGCUGAAGGCUCGCACACGUUUGGGAAAGGUCAUGAAUGUACUUGGCCGUUGCUGUUCGGCAAUUUGCGUGUACAAAAUCUUGAUGUCUUCCGUCAACCUUUUACUAAGACGUGGAAGUGCACAGGCUGAUGAUCCAGCCACGAGGUUACUCACAAUCCUUUUACUCAACUUGAGAGUUCCAGUGGAUGUUAGCUACUGGGCACCAAUGCUGUCUCUGAUCUUUGUGGGUUACCUGACCUUGGCCAACACCCGGCAGUUUAUUCAGCGACUGCUGGCCAUUUUUCGCAUGGUCUCCACAUCUGUUACAUCAAAUUCGCUGGCCUUGUUGCUGUCGGAGGUGAUGGCAAUGUACUUUGCAGCUUGCGUCAUCCUUACCCUGCGCUUUGUUCCUAAGCGAGAUCGAGCUGACUUGAUGGCAUUGGUGGGGGAAGUCGACUUGUCUUCGGUCCACCUUCACUUUGACUACGUUUUCUUACUGUCUUCGCUCUGCUCUCUGGCAGUUUUCGGUCUGAGCUACUGGCUGAAAGGGCCUGCAACAGAUACCCCGCACGCAGAUUGA
Molecule: messenger RNA, 2829 nt
Organism: Cladocopium goreaui
Lineage: Eukaryota; Dinophyceae; Suessiales; Symbiodiniaceae
Source: the annotation of a GenBank genome assembly